Messenger RNA from Capsicum annuum, 969 nucleotides. RefSeq names its product kunitz trypsin inhibitor 5. Gene Ontology annotation, molecular function: endopeptidase inhibitor activity. NCBI's taxonomy places the organism in Eukaryota, Viridiplantae, Streptophyta, Magnoliopsida, Solanales, Solanaceae. The record is from RefSeq and is a predicted model, not a curated record. Bases 192 to 809 code for a protein of 205 amino acids. The transcript has a single exon.
GUCAGAGAAUAGUAAGUUACAUUGAUCUAAAAAUUAGAAAAUUUGGGUUUAUGUGAAAGUUAAACACCACCCAAAGAAGAAAACAAGUUGUCUUUCAGUACUUAGAUCCAUUGACCAUGUGCAUUUCUUGAAUUCCCUCAGCUAUAAAAGCCCAAUUAAACCUUCAAUCUAUUCACAAGCACAAGCUCAAAAUGAAGAUCAACCAAUUUUUCCUUCCCUUCCUCAUCCUUGCUAUCUCUUCUAACUCUUUCCUCUCUUCAGCAGCCGAAUCCCCUCCGGCAGUAGUCGACAUUGCCGGAAAGAUACUCCGGAUGGGCGUCGACUACUACAUUUUGCCAGUGGUACGUGGCAGAGGUGGUGGACUCACCCUAGACAGUAUUGGCGAUAAAACUUGUCCACUUGAUGCUGUUGUCCAAGAACAAAAUGAAAUCAACCAAGGCCUCCCGUUGACCUUUACACCCUUUAAUGCAAAGAAAAGCGUGAUUCGCGAAUCGACUGAUUUAAACAUCAUAUUCUCAGCAAAUUCCAUCUGUGUUCAGACAACCCUGUGGAAGCUUGGUGACUACGAUGAAAAGACCGGGAAAUACUUCAUUACAAUAGGUGGAAAUGAAGGAAAUCCCGGCAGGGAAACUCUAAGUAAUUGGUUCAAGAUCGAGAAAUUCGAACGCGAUUAUAAGCUGAUAUACUGUCCUACAGUAUGCAAAUUCUGCAAGGUCAUUUGCAAAGAUGUUGGCAUAUUCAUUCAGGAUGGAGUUAGACGUUUGGCUUUGAGUGAUGUCCCAUUCAAGGUCAUGUUUAAGAAGGCUUAAUAAAUAAUAACUCGUCAAUGAUUGGAGAAAAAAAAUGAUAGCAAUACUUAUUUGAAUGUCUUUGAGAUUAUGCUUAAAUGUAUUGGUAAUAACUAAUAAGAGAAGCAUGAGCUUCCGAAGUUUAAAAAAUAAAAUGCACGCUCACAUUGUUUUCCUUUGA